Messenger RNA from Lindgomyces ingoldianus, 4438 nucleotides. RefSeq lists its product as uncharacterized. Gene Ontology annotation, biological process: positive regulation of transcription by RNA polymerase II. Lineage: Eukaryota; Fungi; Ascomycota; Dothideomycetes; Pleosporales; Lindgomycetaceae. Gene Ontology annotation, cellular component: nucleus. The transcript has 3 exons. The record is from RefSeq and is a predicted model, not a curated record. Gene Ontology annotation, molecular function: DNA binding; histone binding; ATP-dependent chromatin remodeler activity. Bases 83 to 4288 code for a protein of 1401 amino acids.
GCGCCGCCUGUGCUAAGGGUGUUUCCCGUCCAGACUUCACCAUUCCUGCGAUAGAGCACAACCUUCCCUCGUUCUAGCCAUCAUGGCUUCUGUACAAGCCGCGCCAGGUUUUGCUGCCCCUGGGCAGCUGCCUGGUAACCUCACCAAAGAGAUGGUCCACUCCGCCUAUCUGAAAUACAAUGAGAUGAAAAAUUCAGGCACACCUGAGAACGAUCCUGAGUUCAUCAAGACGCGCAACCUGCUCGCUGCUGUACAGAGGAAAACCAUAUAUGAUAAGCAACAACAAGCAAUGAUGAAGCAGCGGCAGCAGGGCCAAGCCGGUCAGCCACGACCACAACAAACUCCGCAGCAGAACGGCGCCACCGCGGCGCACAUGUCAAACGGGACAAAAUCAGGAGCAACAACCGAUGGCCCUGUCCCCACUCCUACGACAGCGUCAAGCGCACCGCUUACCGGUAUCCACGUAGCAACGGCAGGCGCCCAAGCCCAAGGCUCUGGGGACAAUCAAACCCCAACAUCAGCCGGUGCGGUUGGCGGCACUGCCUUUGCUCCCGAGCAGCUGAUGCUCCUGCGGAAACAGAUUGCAGCGUUCAAACAUCUGUCCAAAGGCCUGCCAUUGCCCCCAAACAUGCAACAACAACUGUUCGCAUCUCAGCAGGCUAAGAAACCCGCGACUCCGACCGAAGCUGUUGCAGCAGCGUCAGAGGCACUUGACGAAGCCACGCGAAGCACAAAUGCGCCUGACGGGGAUGCGAUAAAUCCUCCCAACACGAAGAAGUUUGCCCCACCACCCACUUCAUUCGAUAAACCCACCGGGGGUUCAUACAUCAAGAAACACAUGAACUACAUCAUGCAUACUAAGCGAGCCAAUCGCCCACAUAUACCGGCCUUCAUGCCCCUUGGAUACGACACUGAUGAGGUGCGCAAGACGCGAUCGAACAUACUAUACAAUCGAGUCGAGAAUAGGAAGGCGGAGCUGGAGAAACUUCAGGCAAAUAUUGGAUCCUGGGAUACCAGCAAGACAGAUACGCCCGAGGAUGACGGGAAAGUGAAACUUGCUUUAACAAUCGAGUACAAGAUGCUCAAUCUCCUUGAAAAGCAGCGAAAUCUCCGCAAGAAGAUAAGUACAGAGAUGAUCUAUGCUGACAACCUCGCUAUGACUGCAAAUCGCGCGAUAUACCGACGGUUGAAGAAACAAUCUCUCCGAGAAGCUCGUAUUACUGAGAAGCUGGAGAAGCAGCAACGCGAUGCUCGGGAAACAAAAGAGAAGAAGAAGCACCACGACUUCAUCGAAUCGAUCCGGAAGCAUCGCGGUGAGCUGAGUGAGUCUGGCUUGGUUCAGAGGCAACGAUUGCAGAAGCUAGGCCGCACCAUGAUGACGACCCAUCAAGCCAUUGAGAAGGAAGAGCAGAAGCGGGUCGAGCGGACCGCAAAGCAGCGUCUCCAAGCUUUGAGGGCCAACGACGAAGAGACAUACUUGAAGCUCUUAGGACAGGCGAAGGAUACUCGUAUCACUCACCUGUUGAAACAGACUGACGGCUUCUUGAAGCAAUUAUCUGCAUCCGUCAAACAACAACAACGGAAACAUGCCGAUCGCUACAGCCUUCCGAACCAGAUCGAGGAAGAAUCCAGCGAAGAAGAAGACGAAGAGUCUGGAGACGAGGCACCCGGAAAGAAGGAAAAGACAGACUACUACGAAAUUGCUCAUCGCAUCAAGGAAGACGUCCUGGUACAAUCUUCAAAUUUGGUUGGUGGUACUCUCAAAGAAUACCAGAUCAAGGGUCUUCAAUGGAUGAUUUCGCUCUACAACAACAACCUGAAUGGUAUCUUGGCAGACGAAAUGGGUCUCGGGAAGACCAUUCAGACCAUCAGUUUGAUCACAUAUCUCAUCGAGAAGAAGCAUCAACCUGGUCCAUACCUCGUCAUUGUGCCGUUGAGCACAUUGACCAAUUGGAACAACGAAUUCGAGAAGUGGGCACCGAGCGUGCAGCGAAUCGUCUACAAGGGUCCUCCAAACGCUCGAAAACAACAUCAACAGCAAAUUCGUUGGGGCCAAUUUCAAGUCUUGCUAACAACCUACGAAUUCAUUAUCAAAGAUCGGCCUAUUCUGAGUAAAAUCAAAUGGGUUCAUAUGAUCGUCGAUGAAGGUCAUCGUAUGAAGAAUGCCAACUCGAAGCUCAGCAGCACCAUCACGCAAUACUAUACGACGCGGUACCGCCUCAUUCUCACUGGAACACCUCUUCAGAACAAUUUGACUGAACUUUGGGCUAUGCUUAAUUUCGUUCUUCCAACCAUCUUCAAGUCGGUCAAAUCGUUUGAUGAAUGGUUCAAUACUCCAUUCGCAAAUACCGGGGGCCAAGACAAAAUGGAGCUUACUGAAGAAGAGCAGCUGCUCAUCAUUCGUCGAUUGCACAAGGUGCUUCGUCCAUUCUUGCUGCGUCGUCUCAAGAAGGACGUCGAAAAGGAUUUGCCGGACAAGACUGAGCGCGUUAUCAAAUGUAACUUCUCCUCUCUCCAGGCGAAGCUGUACAAGCAACUUGUCACGCACAACAGGUUGGUAGUUAGCGAUGGAAAGGGAGGUAAAACCGGAAUGCGAGGCUUAAGCAACAUGCUUAUGCAGCUACGAAAACUUUGCAAUCACCCCUUCGUCUUCGAAGAAGUGGAGGACCAGAUGAAUCCUGGCAGGGGAACCAACGACCUCUUGUGGCGAACAGCCGGCAAGUUCGAAUUACUUGAGAGGAUCUUGCCUAAGUUUAAGGCUUCGGGUCAUCGUGUCCUGAUCUUCUUUCAAAUGACACAGAUCAUGAACAUCAUGGAAGAUUUCCUGCGACUCAUGGGAUUGGCUUACCUCCGUCUCGACGGGUCGACAAAGGCGGAUGACCGAUCCGAGCUCCUCAGACUGUUUAAUGCGCCCGACUCACCAUAUUUCUGCUUUCUCUUAUCAACACGUGCCGGUGGUCUAGGUCUCAACCUACAAACCGCAGACACCGUCAUCAUUUAUGACUCCGACUGGAAUCCUCAUCAGGAUCUACAGGCCCAAGAUCGUGCCCAUCGUAUUGGUCAAAAGAAUGAGGUCCGGAUCCUUCGUCUCAUUACAUCCAAUUCCGUUGAAGAAAAGAUUCUUGAGCGAGCAAAUUUCAAGUUGGAUAUGGACGGCAAAGUCAUUCAGGCCGGUAAAUUCGACAAUAGGUCGACUAACGAAGAACGAGAGGCAAUGUUGCGGAUCAUGUUGGAGUCCGCCGAGGCCGCAGAAAACCUCGAGCAAGAUGAAAUGGACGACGAUGAUCUCAAUAUGAUGAUGAUGCGGUCUGAAGAUGAGUUGUUGCUCUUCCAAGAGAUGGAUCGCGAUCGCGCUAAGAAUGGUACAUAUGGUCCAGGCAAGAAACAUCCACGUCUUCUAGCCGAGAAUGAGUUACCGGAUAUCUAUAUGACCGAUGACAAUCCUAUUGUUGAGGAGAUUGAGGAAACAAAUUUUGGUCGCGGCGCUCGUGAGAGAACUCGCGUCAAGUACGACGAUGGUCUCACAGAGGAACAAUGGCUCGAAGCUGUUGACAACGAUGAGGAUUCCAUCGAGGCUGCCAUCGCCCGGAAAGAAGCCAAGAUCCAGAAACGAACCAAUAACAAGAGCAAGCGCGUGCAAGAAAUUGGAGACUCCCCACUACCGUCUCGAGAGAGCUCGGAGUCACCCGCCCCGAAGAAACGUGGACGAAAGCCUAAAGGCGAAAAGCGAAAAGCAGACGAGGCAUCGCUUGACGGCGACCCUGCACCUCGUAAACGUGGUCGGCCCCCACCAAACAAGGUCCAGGAGACCCUCAGCGCUGAAGAGCGUGCCUUGCUCCAGAAGGUCCUGAAUGCUGCAUACGAGGCCUUGAACGAUCUUGAGGAAGAAUCGACCGAGGACGACGUCCCGAACCGUGGCAUUAUCGAUCCGUUCAUCGAGCUGCCAGACAAGUGGGAUUAUCCUGACUAUUACCAGAUCAUCAAGCAACCAAUCUGCAUGAACAACAUCAAGAGGAAGAUUAACAGGAAAGAAUACCAGAGCCUCAGGCAGUUCCGCCAGGAUAUUGGGCUCCUAUGCAAUAAUUGUCGAACGUACAACGAAGACACGAGUUUGCUUUACGCAGAUGCUAAUAAUAUUGAGCAAGCCUGUCUUGAUAAACUUCGAGCGGAGACCGAGGAUCAUCCAGAACUGCAGGACUUUGAUGAUGCAGCAAGCAUGAACGGCGGUCUUUCUACUGCGAUCACAUCAAGUGUUGGGACGCCUCGAGCUAUUAUGGAUGGCCGGUGAUUGGAACAAUACCCCAUAGACCUUUCUAUUUUUUUUUGACACGAUAAUCUGAUUUCUAAUCAUGACGGUUGUUGGGCACGACCCUCGGGACGCAUGAGGAUCUGGCUGUACGGAACGAGUAGUGCUCAACAAAAGACACUUUCUUUCCUU